AAUAAUAGCAAUAGCACUUAGACUUAUAUACCGCAUUACAGUGCUUUACAGCUCUCUCUAAGCAGUUUACAGAUUCAGCCUAUUGCCCCCAACAAUCUGGGUCCUCAUUUUACCCACCUCGGAAGGAUGGAAGGCUGAGUCAACCUUGAGCCUGGUGAGAUUUGAACUGCCAAAUUGCAGGCAGCCGGUAGGCAGCAGAAGUAGCCUGCAGUACUGCACUUUAACCACUGCACCACUGUGACUUAUAUACCCUGCAAAGGUUAAGGGGAAAAAUUCAUUGUUGCCAAAUGCAGUCUUACAAGAUAUUAAUCCUAAUUAUUACUUUAACUUUCUUCAAGAGACUACCAUGGAUUUGUAUGGAUAGCUAGUCUGAUCUGAUUGAACAUCCAAAUCCAGUCCAUUUGUUUUAAACAACCGGCAAAUUUGGUUUUAGUAACAGUUCCUAACUCAGUUUUUUUGUUUCUCACAAUGUCUGUGACUCCUUGAACUGUGUUUGGAGGAACAUUCUCAACUCAGAAUCCCCAGAAAGCAUUCUGUUUAAUGUCCCACAAAUAAAAUCAAAGCCUCUUCUUUCCUUUCCCUUUUUAAUUCUUGUACUAUAUUUACGUGACUAGAGUUGGGAACUUCACUUGUUUGUUUUGUCACUUAGUGGGAUAUAACACACAUUUUAAGCUGGGAAAUAUGACUGGGCUUCUUGUUCGUGGAGGCAGAAGAAGAAACACAAGAGGAAACACAAUUGAGGCGGAACAGGAAAUUCAGUCUUUUUCACUGUAUAUUGGUGAAAGGAAUUAAAAUCAGACCAGUAUUCCCUAGCAACUGGUAGCACAGAGAUUUCAAAGAACAGACAGCCAAAUUGUAAUUUUAGCUUGUUCAAAAGUUCAUCUCACAAGUAGUAACCCCAAGCAAAUGUGCAUAACUCUGCAGUUUUAACUGAUUUAGUUACAAAAACCACUGCUGCAAAUCCUGUGACCUAGCUUCUCUUCAAUUAAAGAAGAUUGUUUUGGGCAGCCUUCCCCAAGCCAUUCGAACUAAAAAUAAUGAGCAUUGUAUACCAAUGAACCACAUGGCACAAGAUCAAGGAAAAUUUGUUUAGUUAGUAUUCACUUCAUUGCAACAGGCUUUUGGGAGAGACAUAUUGAAGUUGCUUUCUUAGCAAUUAGGGGAAAAAAGCCUUAGAAAGCCUUAAUCAGAUCAUACUUGGAAUACUGCAUCCAGUUUUGGUCACCAUAAUAUAAAAGAGAUGUUAAUACUCUGGAAAAAGUGCAGAGAAGAACAACAAAGAUGAUCGGGGGCCUGGAGGCUAAAACAUACGAUGAACGGUUGCAGGAACUGGGCAUGGCUAGUCUAGUGAAAAGAAGGACUAAGGAUGACAUGAUAGCAAUGUCCCAAUAUUUGAGGGACUGCCACAAAAAAGGGGGGGGUCAAUGUAUUCUCCACAGCACCUGAAGGCAGGACAAGAAACAAUGGAUGGAAACUAAUCAAGGAGAGAAGCAACCUAGAACUAAGGAGAAAUUUCCUAACAGUCAGAACAAUUAGCCAGUGGGAUGGCUUGCCUUCAGAAGUUGUGAGUACUCUUAUCACUGGAGGAUUUUAAGAUAUUAGACAGCCAUUUGUCCAGAAUGGUAUAUGGUCUCCUGCUUGAGCAGGGAGUGGACUAGAAGACCUCCAAGGUUCCUUCAAACUCUGUUAUUCUGUGUCUGUGGCUCUUCUUCAUCUCUUAGCUUGCUCAGUUGCCCAUUUUCUGCUUUCUUGCUCAGUUGCCCCUGAAAUUUCAUAAAAUUCCCCAUACUGGGACUCAAAGUUCCCUUUUGCCUUUUCCUGGUGAUGGUGUCCUGUUUGUCUUUCUCCAUCCACAGCUCCCCGUUAUCCUAUAGAUGGAAGUCAUUUUGGCUUGAAAAGUUAUUAGAGAUAGAAGGCCUUUUGCUGACUAACUCCUGAUCAGUGCCGACAAUUGCUUUCCAUUACCAGGUCUUCAAUAUGCUAACCCAUGUCCCGUCCUCUUUGGGAAAAAGAAGUUUCUGCUUCAGAAUUGUCCCUUUACAUAACUAUUGCUACCAGGGCACAAUCUGUUGCAGUAAAUCCAGAUAGAUCUUCUUCCUGGAAAGCGGAGAAGACAGGAGACUAUAUAGAUAAUGCAGUUGUUGAUGAAGGGCAAUAAGCAACGGACACAGGAGCCUACAGCAGCCAACCGAACAUCUUCACGCUCCCAUGCAGUGCUGCAGGUCACCGUGCGCCAAAAGAGCCGCAUCAAAAAUAUUAUGCAGGAGGUGCGCAUAGGCCGACUCUUCAUGAUUGACUUAGCAGGCUCAGAGCGGGCUUCUCAGACGCAGAAUCGUGGACAGCGUAUGAAGGAGGGCGCUCACAUCAACCGGUCUCUGCUGGCUCUUGGCAAUUGCAUCAAUGCUCUCAGUGACAGGACUGGUGUCAAAUAUGUUAAUUACCGGGACAGCAAGCUUACUCGUCUUCUAAAGGAUUCUCUAGGUGGGAACAGCCGUACUGUCAUGAUUGCUCACAUCAGCCCCGCAAGUAGUGCUUUUGAGGAGUCACGCAGCACCUUGACCUAUGCUGAACGUGCUAAGAAUAUCCGCACCACGGUGAAGCGCAACCAUCUCAAUGUCUCCUACCACAUUGCUCAGUACACAAGUAUCAUUGCUGAACUCCAUCGUGAAAUUCACCGGCUGCAAUGCAAAAUUGAGCAACAAGAGCCCCGUCCAAUACGGUCAGACAUCCGGAGUAUUCAAGCUGAAGUACAGCUCCGUGGGAAUCAUUUUGAGAGGCAGGAGAUGGAUCAGCUCCGGGAACAGCUGAUCAGCACCUUUCGGGAACAGAUGGAUGUGCGUCGCCACCUCAUGGAGCUGGAGAAUAAUUACAUGGAGAUACAGAUUGAGAGCUCUCGCCAUCUCCUCACCAUUGCUGAUUGGGAACAGGAGAAGACACGUCGAGCGCAAAAGUGGCGAGAGGAGCAAAGAAAAGAGAGUUACAACAAAGAUGAAAAUGAGAAGGACUCUGACACUGGGGACGAACUCUCAGAUGUACCAGAGCCACAGGAAGUGGCAGCAGCUCGGGAACAUAUCGCUAUUCUCCUGGGGGAGCAGGAUAAACUUCAUAAGCAGAAGGCAGAGCUGGAAAGGCGCUUCUGGGAAAUACGGCAGCGUGGGCAGCGGCUAGAGGAGGCCUUGCCGUGGUGCAUCAGCUCAGAAGAGCAGAGAGAGGUUCUGAGUUUGCUGUGUAAGGUACAUGAACUGGAAGUGGAGAAUACAGCCAUACAAUCAAGUACGCUUCUCAAGGACAACUUCAUCCGUCAUCAGGAGAGAGCUAUGCGUCGCUGUGAGCGCUAUCGCAGCCUCUGUCACCGCAUCAUCCAAGAACAACGACAAAUCAUUCAUGAGUCUCACCUAGUGGUGCCAUCCCAUCUGGAAGAACUGUAUCAGGUUUACUUGCAUGAACUGGAAGAAGGGGCCUUAGAUCGAAUGGCAGCCAUGAAUCAAGCAACUGUUAGAGCUCUUAAGGAGACUUCUGUGCCAAAGCUUCCCCCGCUCCCUGCAGAAAAUAUUCUGGACUCGGACCAAGAGAGUGUCAAGACGUUGGGUUCUGAGGGUCAGCAGCUGCCUUGGCGGGAUUCUCGGAAGAAUACCCUCCCACCUCUUGUUCCAGCAUCAGACAGUGAAGCAGUUCAGGUGUUCAAGGCAAGACCUCGGGCUCGGCAGAUGAAACAUUCAGCAGUGAUGACUCCACCCCCGAUCCAUGUCAAUGGCAUGAUCAGUCAAGAGUAUACACCCCAGGAGAGUUUGCUUAUCCUGGGCAGCCACCAGAAUUCUUCCCCUGACAGCAGCGAUCACUGUUCUGAUGGCAUCUUGAUGCAUGGAGAACACAAGGAGAUGGCGAGCGGCAUCAAAAACAUUGCAGUGAAGGCUGCCCGGCGUCGUUCACGAGUCCUGGAAUCCGAUAGGCUGAACCUGCUGAAGCCAACCAAGGAGCUCAGCAACCUCUCCCUCCACUCUCUGAGUGAAAGCGAGGAUACCCUUUGCCGGGAAACCCCCGCCCUCUGCCAACCCGCCAGUCCCAGCCUGCAACAUGCCAUCAGCGAGGACAAUCUGUCGAGCAGUACCGAGGAUACUGCUCCUGGGAGACAUGUCCCCAGACGCUCCCUUGGUCCCUGGCUCCAGGUUAACAAAAAGGGAAGCAAGAAACUUGAGAAGAGGGAAGAAUCACUAGAGGCUAAGAGGAGGAGACGGCGUUCACGCUCAUUUGAGGUUACUGGACAGAGGCUCCAGGGCCCAAAGAACAAUGCCUUUCGACGACAUCCCCUGGAAAGCAGUUCUGAGCACAAGAUAAUGGCAGCAGGAGGGAUGCACAAUAUCCGUGGCAUUGGAAGAGCUGCUGUGCAGUUGUCCAGAGUGAGGCUUCUACAAGUCCAGCCUUCCUCAGGUCCCAGUGAGGCAUCCUCUCUUUCUGUUGCUUCCCAUCAAAGUGGCAUCUCCAAGAAAAUAAGCCAGCCCAGUCAGUACCCCCCACGCUUGAACUAUGUCACAGUGAAUGGGACAAACCCUCCUGGCAAAGAUGGAAAGAACCGGCGAUGUUAAGCUCUGAAGGGACACAGGGAAGUUGAGAUGCUCCAGGGAGGUGCAUUUGAUGGCCAGUCAGAAUACUGUGGCUAAAGGCAUUAGAGAGAAAUAGCUAACUUGAACAGAAGGCCUAAAAGCUUGCCUGGUGGGGUGCAGUGCUGCUGCCAAGAGGAUUUUCUGGCCACAAAAAACUUUUAAUCUCCAGGACUAGGUUCCCCCAAAUUGAAAUGAGUAGUUGUCUGAAUGGGUACACAGAAGGCUGUCACCAGAUAUAUCCAGUGCUGUAAUACCAAGAUAGGUGUGGAAGGUUGGUUAUUGUGCAAACACAGCUCUUUAGUUUUUAAACUAUGUGUUAGAGGAGGACACAGUGCCACAACAUUGGUGUAACCUGGCAAUAAGAUGAUAUGCUGUGUGCAUUUGCUGUACUUUUGCAUCAUUCCAAGGCAAAUAAUUUCAACAUAUUUAACUAGCACCUUUCUACAGUGACCUUCAGAGGAAAAGGUUUGUGGACAACAUUUGAAACCACACUAUGUCUGCCUAUGGCCAUGAUUCUCUACUAAGGGGGCUGUUGUCAAUCAAGCAUCAUCCUUAGUUUCACGACUGGGAUAUACUUACCUUUGGGGUUACAUGGAUUUUUAGAUGAUCCUUUAACUGGGCUGGAUGCAAGAAUUGUUUUUCCAGAACAAUUCACUAUUGCUUUUUUCAGCAAGUAAUUUUUUUUAAAAAGUAUGUGAUGGAAUCCCAAAUCUUGCCUUUUGUAUCUCUCUCUGUAAGUAAAGUGGGACAGCAAACAAUAUCCAAUACCACCACCAGAGUAUUUCCAGAAUCCUUCCAGUCUCUUGUAGUUUUUGUUGCAAGGGUCCUUUCUUGCAAUAUGUGUGAUGCUUCAUAUUAUGCCAUCACAAAUAUCUGUUUACAACAAUCUUGAACAGGUUUGGAUAUAUCAUUGUCUAAUUCACCUCUACUUUAUUUACUGCCUAAUUCUAAUGAUUGUAGAUUUCCCCACAGGAUCCAGCUGUUUUUGUCAUUCCACUUUCCCAAUUUCCUUUAAAAAAAAUCUGACUUCAUUUUUUUCCAAUUGGGUCUGUUUACCUUUCUCAGUUAGCAACCCACUGCUAUCUCUUCUUACAUUGGAUUUGUUAUGAUGGUAUUUAGGUUCAGUCACCAAGUUCACUGGGUACCAGUCAUUUAGUCACUAGUCACACUGGCUGUGCUAAAGGCAAGAUUACAGUGGAAACAUGGAAUUUAAGAAGCACGAACACAGGGAAACUCAACAUAGUAAAAGAUUAAACAGCUCAACUACAUCUUGAUGUCUUACACAUCAGUGAAUUGAAAUGGUGUGGAAUUGGAUAAAGACACAAAAGAUGAAGACAUCAAGAGGGAAUAAAAAAAAAUAAAAUUUAAAGACCAACAAGAAGAAACAGACAUUAAAAACAGAAACAGACACAGAAAACAAAGUCUCCAAGAAAUCUUCCAACUCUCAAAUCCGCAUGCGGAAGGAAGUCAAUAGACAGCAGUAACUGGUUCAAGUAAGAACAAAGAUGGAACUUCUGAAAUUCUGCAUACUAAGGUUGUCAACAUCCAACACAUCUUAGAAGACUCAAAUCCGGCCACCAUUUGUGCAGUAGUCAAAUUUUAUGCUCCCAUGGUGUUAAUAAGGCAAAGCCAAUUGAAGAAAUAAAGACUACUAUUUUCAUCAA
Pantherophis guttatus is the source of this 6265-nucleotide messenger RNA. The record is from RefSeq and is a predicted model, not a curated record. Lineage: Eukaryota; Metazoa; Chordata; Lepidosauria; Squamata; Colubridae.